This is a messenger RNA of Carassius gibelio (silver crucian carp), 1386 nucleotides long. RefSeq names its product C-X-C motif chemokine 10. The record is from RefSeq and is a predicted model, not a curated record. Gene Ontology annotation, molecular function: chemokine activity. Gene Ontology annotation, cellular component: extracellular region. Gene Ontology annotation, biological process: immune response. The transcript has 5 exons. Bases 120 to 497 code for a protein of 125 amino acids. Lineage: Eukaryota; Metazoa; Chordata; Actinopteri; Cypriniformes; Cyprinidae.
CUUUGCUCCUCACUCUUUCACUACAGCUCCACUAGGACUUACUACAUUCUCUGAAAGCUCAGCAAACCACUGCAGCUGAUCUUAUUGUGUUUCUUUCCUAUUACACUAGCAAAUUUGUCAUGGCAUUUUUACCCAGAGCCCUUCUUCUGCUGCUGCUUGCAGAAGUUUGUAUUCAACUGAGUGGAGCUGAAGAACCAGAUGUGACACUGUUUGAAUCAACCAGUAAUAAAGGAAUUGACAGGUGCUGGUGUUUGAACAGUUUGAACAGAUAUGUCCCAAAAGAAGAAAUUGAAGAGUUCUCUAUUUUCCCCCGAAGAUCAAAUUGUGACAAGGUUGAAAUCAUACUGACACUAAAACCCGUGAAUAACUCACCUGAAGGCAUCCAGCGCUGCUUGAGUCCAGAAACAAAACAAGGAAUUAACCUGCAGACUUGCUGGAAAAACAAGAACAUCAACAACAGUCCCACUUUAAAGAUGUCCAGCUGCUUCCAGAUAUAAAGCCAUAAAUGAAAGUUGCAGAAGAGCACAAGAGGACAGAAGGGGUGGGGGGUGGGGGCGGACAUUCACUGGCCAAUCAGAAUCCUGGGUUUUGAAUUUUGGCCUCAAACAGCUGAUGGGAAAUCACAGAAGACCUGAGCUAAGAACACACUGAGCACUGCCAGUAACCGCCGGACGCAGAUGUUGUUGACAAAAGCAUUUGGAUUAGAAUUCACUUGCUGUAUAACUGAAGUACUGCAUGUAUCAUUACUCCAAUGAUUACUCCAAUGUUUCAAUGGCUACAUUUAAAUGGUUUUAUAAUGAAUUUUAUUUUAUAAUGUCAAAAGUUAAAAUGUGUUUUAUUAUUUUUGUCUGACAAGGCCUUUUAAUGUCAUAUAUAACAUGUGAUGUUAUUUUACACAUUUAUUUUCCAAAUCCAUUAUAUUUUCCUCUUGAUAUGGUUAAUUGUAUAGGAAACAUGUAGCAGUAUUGCAUAGAUAAUAGAUGUCGAUCUAUUUGCAAGACUUUUUAUGUGUAGAUUUUACAUGAGCUCCAUCUUCUGGUCAUGCCUAUAAAUGUACACUAAAAAUGCCUUAAAGUUUAAUGAUUGACAAAAUACUUAUUUAGCAGAUGCGUUUAUCUUUUUUUAAUGGUGUGUGCUUCGAACCUUUUUGGCUUCCAGCCCAGACCUUUACCCCUAUGUCAAUGAAUUGAAUUUAAAAUACAUCUGAAUUAAAUUAAAAUACAAUUGAAUUCAUACAUCAUCACACAUCUCAAUAUAUAUUUACAUGCUGUUAGAAAACUGAAUGAAAUAAGCAGGGGAAAAACAUUGCUUAUUUUAUUUUAAAAUAAAAGUCAUUUAUUUGCAAGCAGAAAAUAUAUACAAGUAAUAAAAUAUUUUUUAAAAGGU